Molecule: messenger RNA, 1086 nt
Organism: Marmota flaviventris (yellow-bellied marmot)
Lineage: Eukaryota; Metazoa; Chordata; Mammalia; Rodentia; Sciuridae
Gene: Vps25
Product: vacuolar protein sorting 25 homolog
Biological process (GO): protein transport to vacuole involved in ubiquitin-dependent protein catabolic process via the multivesicular body sorting pathway
Cellular component (GO): ESCRT II complex
Molecular function (GO): structural molecule activity; protein homodimerization activity
Source: RefSeq, a predicted model, not a curated record
CCGGAAGUCCCGUGUGCGGAGGUUCCGUGUUUUCUGGGCUACUACGAUGGCGAUGAGUUUCGAGUGGCCGUGGCAGUACCGCUUCCCGCCCUUCUUUACGUUACAGCCGAACGUGGACACUCGGCAGAAGCAACUGGCUGCCUGGUGCUCGCUGGUCCUGUCUUUCUGCCGCCUGCACAAACAGUCCAGCAUGACGGUGAUGGAAGCGCAGGAGAGCCCACUCUUCAACAACGUCAAGCUACAGCGGAAACUUCCUGUGGAAUCAAUUCAGAUUGUGUUAGAGGAACUAAGGAAGAAAGGGAAUCUCGAGUGGUUGGAUAAGAACAAAUCUAGCUUCCUGAUCAUGUGGCGGAGGCCAGAAGAAUGGGGGAAACUCAUUUAUCAGUGGGUUUCCAGGAGUGGCCAAAAUAACUCUGUAUUUACCCUGUAUGAACUGACCAAUGGGGAGGACACAGAGGAUGAGGAGUUCCAUGGUCUGGAUGAGGCAACCCUACUUCGGGCUCUGCAGGCUCUACAGCAGGAGCACAAGGCUGAGAUCAUCACCGUCAGCGAUGGCCGUGGUGUCAAGUUCUUCUAGAAGAGACUUGUCUCUCUUUACUUCUUACCUCCCACCCUUCUAGGGCUUUCAAAAAAAGACAGACUUAGUAUCCCCACAGACUGGAUCUGUGACUUCACUAGAUUUAAAAGGGCUCUAGUCCUGAAGGCUGAGCCCCAGGGAUGAGUAUCCUGCUACCCCAUAUGUCUGUCCCUGGGAUGGGUGAGUCCAAGGUGCCAAGGAGAAAAGAUAUGCUUCUUUGUGCCCUACCUCCUCUCCCAUCCUAGACUGUCCCUGAGCCAGGGUCUGUAAACCGACACUUUACAUGUGUCCACACAAGUAAGUACAUAUACAUAUGCAUCUGCACAAGUUUCUGUCUCCACCUUGCUGCUGUUGCCUCCUUUCUCAGGCUGAUGCUUGGUCCUUCCUAGGGAAUGAGAAGCCCUGGCUGCAGGCAGCCUUCCAGGCAAUAUGAAGAUAGGAGGCUCCAGAAGGGACCUGGCCAUGAGAGGCAGGUCUGACCCUGAUUUAUGAUAUUAAAAUCUUAAAUC